CACAUUUAAAUAUACACUUUGGAAAGCGCAACACACCCAUCCAACCAUCCAUCAUGACUUCAAGCUUGACACAAGAUCAAAUCGAAGAGAUUCGCGAGGCCUUCCAGGUGUUUGAUCGCGACAACAAAGGAUGCAUCACGUGCAAGGAGCUGGGCACUGUGAUGCGUUCGUUGGGCCAGAACCCCACCGAGGCGGAGCUCUACGACAUGAUUGACGAGAUUGAUCUGGAUGGGGAUGGGACCAUUGACUUCUCUGAGUUUCUGCACGCAAUGUCGCAGCGGAUGGCGAAUCUUGGCAGCGAUGAGUCCCUGCUGCAGGCCUUCAAGACCUUCGAUCGUGACGGCAAUGGCUAUAUAUCCACCCUCGAACUGAAGACCACAAUGAUGAUGCUGGGCGAGAAGGUGACGGACGAGGAUGUGCGCGAAAUGAUGGAAGAAAUCGAUCAGGAUCGUGAUGGCAAGAUCAGCUAUGCCGAGUAUCUCGCUGCCAUGCGGGGCUAAGCAUAACCCAAAAUACUCUACAAAAUUCCUAGCAACAAAUACAAUCCACACGAAGGAACUAUGAACCCCAUUUGGAGGAA
This is a messenger RNA of Drosophila subobscura, 580 nucleotides long. Its product is annotated as calmodulin-A-like. Bases 54 to 500 code for a protein of 148 amino acids. Lineage: Eukaryota; Metazoa; Arthropoda; Insecta; Diptera; Drosophilidae. Gene Ontology annotation, molecular function: enzyme regulator activity; calcium ion binding. The record is from RefSeq and is a predicted model, not a curated record. The transcript has a single exon.